GCGGUACAGUUACGGUACCACUGUCGUAGAAGUGGUAGGCGGGAAGUAGCGCGUGUGGCUGCCAAUGUAGUAUUCUACAUAAGACCGGCUUUAUAAAUUGUAGAUUGCCUCCAAAAUUUGAAUCGAUUUUUAUUGCCAACUGGAGAACUAUAUUUCGAGAACAUGAGUAGCCGGAAAUCUGUUUUGUAUCUUUUUGAUGUAGAUGGUACUCUUACUAAACCGCGGCAGGUAAUAACAGAGGAACUGAAAAAGUUUUUGUUAGAUGACGUGAAAUCUAGAGUGAGUGUGGGGCUUGUCAGUGGAUCCGAUUAUGUUAAAAUAGCUGAACAAAUGGAUGGGCCGGAAGUGGCAGCCAAGUUCGACUACGUUUUUUGUGAGAAUGGUGUCGUUCACUAUCGUAAUGGCAAGCUGAUCAGCUCCGAAAGCAUCCUGAGUCACCUCGGAGAGAAGUUGUUACAAAGAGUCAUCAAUUUCUCACUUGCAUAUAUGUCUAAGCUCGAGCUACCAGCUAAGCGUGGUAACUUUGUUGAGUUCAGAUCAAGCAUGAUUAAUAUUUGCCCUGUGGGACGGUCCUGCAGUCAGGCUGAGCGAGAUGAGUUUGUAAAGUAUGACUCUAUCCAUUCCAUAAGACAGAAAUUUGUUGAUGCAUUAAAAACUGAAUUUGAAGAUUCAGGAUUGACAUUUGCACUCGGAGGACAAAUCAGUGUGGAUGUCUUCCCUACCGGUUGGGACAAGACUUACUGCCUUAAUCAUGUAGCAGACCAACAUUUUGAACAAAUACACUUUUUUGGAGAUAAAACAAUGGCUGGUGGUAAUGACUAUGAGAUUUACCAUGACCCACGGACAAUUGGCCACAAAGUUACAUCUCCAGAUGACACCAAAGAACAAGUAGUCAAGUGCCUCAAUAUUUAAUUUCAAUAAUAAUGUCAAGGAUUGCUUACACUUUAAAUUAUAUUCUUUCAUGUUCCUAUAAGUUUGUGCUCUAACAUGUACAUAAAGAACAUAAACAUUAUAAUAUUGUUGCAGUGGUUUAAACAUUUUAAACUUGUACUAAUAAAAUGAAACAAUGUACAGUAUACCUACUUAGCUGCCCUGAAAUAUUUGAGAUAAGUACAAGAUGAUAGCCAUUAUGUCUGACCUGUAACAACCUGAUGAUAUAAUUUUAUUGCAAUUGAAAUUAUUAUAAAGAAGUUUAACUUU
Molecule: messenger RNA, 1200 nt
Organism: Spodoptera frugiperda (fall armyworm)
Lineage: Eukaryota; Metazoa; Arthropoda; Insecta; Lepidoptera; Noctuidae
Gene: Pmm2
Exons: 1
Coding region: 163-912 (249 amino acids)
Biological process (GO): GDP-mannose biosynthetic process; protein N-linked glycosylation; mannose metabolic process
Cellular component (GO): cytosol
Molecular function (GO): phosphomannomutase activity
Source: RefSeq, a predicted model, not a curated record